AAAACUAUAAAAAUGAAAUUGAAGCAGGAGAGUUAGCCAACAUGGUGCAGAAUAAACGUCAUUUUGUUCCAAUGAAAUAUCGUUAUGAUGAUUUAGGACGGCGUUUCAUGUUGCAACAUCCAAAAAUAGAAGUUCAAAAACAAAUACAUACUAAAAGCAAAGUCAAUGAAAUGCCAAAAGAGAACAAAGACUCUCGGAAGAGGAUUUCUGGCAUGGAAUUCGACUAUAUAGCACAAGACGUGCUAUCCAGCCUGUCUACUAGCUCAGAAGAAGAACCUGGCUUCAAAUACAAUACAAUUUUUCAAUACAAUGGAAUAAGAAAUACGAAUAAAUUUCAAGUGCGAGGAAAAGGAAGACAGGGAAAGUUAAACCCAGAAAAAGCGGCUACAGAAGAAAAAGAAGCUGAUAUUCAAUUAGACGAAGCCAUAAAAGAGGAACUGCAACAACGUGUCAAAGGACUAAAGCCGAUGAAGGUUUGAAGAAACUACCUACUAUAUGGUUAGAUACCUAUCUCUACUUCCAAUACGAGGUUAUGCGUUUCCGUAGGUAGUGUACCUACUACAGAACAAAAUACAAUAACUAAGUAUAAAUGGUAUAAACUCACGGUACCACGAUUUCGUUUAACUAAGGUAAAGGAUUCUUUAAUGGGGAGCUGUAUACACGUUUUUACCA
Hyposmocoma kahamanoa is the source of this 672-nucleotide messenger RNA. RefSeq lists its product as uncharacterized. Bases 42 to 479 code for a protein of 145 amino acids. The record is from RefSeq and is a predicted model, not a curated record. Lineage: Eukaryota; Metazoa; Arthropoda; Insecta; Lepidoptera; Cosmopterigidae. The transcript is spliced from 6 exons.